Entelurus aequoreus (snake pipefish) is the source of this 2278-nucleotide messenger RNA. Its product is annotated as threonine-rich protein-like. Lineage: Eukaryota; Metazoa; Chordata; Actinopteri; Syngnathiformes; Syngnathidae. The transcript has 3 exons. The record is from RefSeq and is a predicted model, not a curated record. The coding region runs from base 165 to 707 and encodes 180 amino acids.
ACUUAUGGUAAACAGGGGAAUUUUUGUGUUCAUUUGUUUCUUUUGGAACUUGUGCAUUACGGACUGAGAACCUAAGUUAGGACCUGCAGGGAAGCGCCGCUAACAGAACACUUCACAGAAUUUUGGAAAGAUCUUUACUUCAUUGUCCUACUCUAAAAACAGACAUGUUUAACAGUGGGCUGCUGCUUUUGAUCCUGGCAUGGAUGUUUGGGGGCAGCCAUGGGGCAGUGCAACCUACCCGUCCCAGACCUCCCACCAACACCACUGUUCCUCCCAACACCACCGCUGCUCCUCCCAACACCACCACUGCUCCUCCCAACACCACCACUGUUCCUCCCAACACCACCGCUGCUCCUCCCAACACCACCACUGUUCCUCCCAACACCACCGCUGCCCCUACCAACACCACCGCUGCUCCUCCCAACACCACCACUGUUCCUCCCAACACCACCGCUGCUCCUCCCACCACCACCGCUGCUCCUCCCACCACCACCACUGUCCCUACCAUGAAAAUCACUUCCAAGCACAUCUAUCACCACCACCAGCAACACCACCACCAGAAACACCACCACCACCACCACCAUCACUCUGACUUCCCCCAUAACCACUUCUGUCCCUGCACUAAUGGCGGUGCCUCUAUCCAAAGGCACUCACAGAUACAAGCUUUGGUUAUCACUGCAAGUUUAGCAGCUUUGCUUGCACUGUGAGGAACAGCUGCCAACACAUUCGAGCACGCUCGUCUACUCGAUAUUUCUCAUAAUGAUUUGUCACCCUAAUCAGAAUCUAUGGUUUGUAAAGAAAAAAAGUCAGUGAUGCUGACUUUAAAUUUUCACCUUAAAAUAUGUAUUUUAUUUUACUUUAUUUUAUCAUAUUACACACAGCUAAUUUUUUAACUGAUUGGAUGAUUGCAUAUUUUCAUUUACAUUUAAUAGAAUACAUGGUGUAUAUAUUAAUUGUUAGAAGUUGGUUUUAAUGACCAGAAAUAAUGAAUUUUGUUGUUGUUGUUCAGCUACCAAAAUGUCCACUGGCCCCAGCCCUGUACUCUACAAAGCUUGUUCAUGUGUCUGCCGAUCUGAAGCCUGGUGAGACCAGACUAUGCAGAGGUCGCAUUACCCUUGUUGGAUGUUAAUGUUUUCAAUGGCUUGCAUUAAAUUAAAACAAACAAAACGUUUGUUAUGCCACAAAUGUUUAUUUUCAGUGAAGUCUUUUUAAGUCAAUUUUACAAACUGGCUAAAAUAAAAAGAUAGCAUGAGUCGUCCCUCGCCACAUCAUGCUUCAAAUAUUGCGGCUUCACUGCAUUGCACGUUUUUAUAUUUCAACGCAUAUUCUACAUAUUUUGUGUGGCGCAUUAUGAAGCGUAAAAUACAACAACGGAGACCCCGGACUGUUGAACAACUUAAGCCGUACAUCAAGCAAGAAUGGGAAAGAAUUCCACCUGAAAAGCUUCAAAAAUUGGUCUCCUCAGUUCCCUAACAUUUACUGAGGGUUGUUAAAAGGAAAGGCCAUGUAACACAGUGGUAAAAAUACCCUUGUGCCAACUUUUUUGCAAUGUUUUGUUGCCAUUAAAUACUAAGUUAAUGAUUAUUUGCCAAACAAAAUUACGUUUCUCAGUUCGAACAUUAAAUAUCUUGUCUUUGCAGUAUAUUCAAUUGAAUAUAAGUUCAAAAGGAUUUGCAAAUCAUUGUAUUCUGUUUUUAUUUACCAUUUACACAACUUGCCAACAUCACUAGUUUGGGGUUUUGUAUGUUCACUUCUUGUCUGGUUACAGCACCCUGGCCUCAGGGCAGUUUCCCUCCCCUGUCCCUGAUUGGCAACCUGAGCACACCUGUUUGUGGUUGCCAAUCAGGCUUCUUUAUAAUUUAAAAAUUUAAAAUCACCCGUGACCCACACCACAUACUUCAUAGUGAAAUUGUGUUGAUGCCAAAUGAUAAAUGGUACAGAAAAAGCAAUAUACAAACUCAACAGGUACAGAUUUUCCUUUGUCCCACUGGCAAUCAAAGCACUUAACAACAGAAAACUACUGUAAUAAUAUUGGGAUAGUGCAAUACAGGGGGACUGUAAUGUGUGAUCUCAUAACUAACUGAUAUACCUGCGCACUGUUCACUGUCGUCACUGUAUUGUCGGAUGAACUGUAUGUAUAUAUGUAUGUUUGUAUGUACUGUAUGUAUGUAAAACGCUGUGUCUUGAUGUCCAAGACGAAUUUAUCCUCGGAGACAAUAAAGCUAAUUAUUAUUACCAUUAUUUAUUUCUCUAUUUUUGCUGUAAAGUGUUAUAAUAA